CAAGCCACCUCCAUUUCGCGGGGUUCCCUGGCUUUGGGGCUCUACCCGGAGUCCCAAAGGCAACGGAAUUCUUCCGGGCGAGACCAGGGUCGGGAAUCUUCUUGGCUCCAGAGCUCCUGUGAGCGCUUGGACCGCCUCCUUAGAAUCUGGACCGCCUGCAGGCUCGCCCCUCCAGGGCUCGGACGCCAGCCCUAGCCUCCCGCGGGUUUUUCAGAGCCUAGGGAGAAGCGAGGCGGGGUCGGACAGUGCCGGGAACAUGCAUGUGAGACCGCAGUUGACAUUGCAUCCCCCUGGUGUUGGACUUGAGGCAACUACUUUUCCCUGUGUCCGCCUCAGUACCUUCACUUGAGUGAGGAAUUCUAACGGCGAAUCUCGGGUUUUUCAGCUAUGGACCCCUUUAAGCGUCUGAUGAAGCCCAGAGAGGGGAAGCCACGUGGUGAGCUGAAGAGUAACAGGGUCAGAUCUCAAAUCCCCCCUCCUCCCAAAGCACAACAUCUUCAGCAAAGAAGCACCUGAAAGAUGAGAAUCACCUUUGGGAGACGAUUACCAGCGCCUGUUGAAGGAAUAAGAAUUGAAGAGGAGUUGAAGGAGUCAAACCACAGCUGGUGGCCCAUCUCAGCGCUGGAGAGCGAUGCGGCCAAGCCUGCGGAGGCCCACGACGCGCCCGAGGCGGCCAGCCCCGCCCAUUGGCCCAAGGAGAGCCUGGUUCUGUACCACUGGACCCAGUCCUUCAGCUCCCAGAAGGUGCGGCUGGUGAUCGCAGAGAAGGGCCUGGCAUGUGAGGAGCGGGACGUGAGCCUGCCACAGAGUGAGCACAAGGAGCCCUGGUUCAUGCGUCUUAACCUGGGUGAGGAGGUGCCCGUUAUCAUCCAUCGUGACAACAUCAUCAGUGACUAUGACCAGAUCAUCGACUAUGUGGAACGCACCUUCACAGGAGAGAACGUGGUGGCCCUGAUGCCCGAGGCUGGCAGCCCGCAGCACGCGCGGGUGCUGCAGUACCGCGAGCUGCUGGACGCGCUGCCCAUGGACGCCUACACACACGGCUGCAUCCUGCACCCCGAGCUCACCACCGACUCCAUGAUCCCCAAGUACGCCACGGCCGAGAUCCGCAGACAUUUAGCCAGUGCCACCACGGACCUCAUGAAACUGGACCAUGAAGAGGAGCCCCAGCUCUCUGAGCCCUACCUUUCUAAACAGAAGAAACUCAUGGCCAAGAUCCUGGAGCAUGAUGAUGUGAACUACCUGAAGAAGAUCCUCGGGGAGCUGGCCAUGGUGUUGGACCAGAUUGAGGCCGAGCUGGAGAAGAGGAAGCUUGAGAAUGAGGGGCAGAAGUGUGAGCUGUGGCUCUGUGGCUGUGCCUUCACCCUCGCCGACGUCCUCCUGGGAGCCACCCUGCACCGCCUCAAGUUCCUGGGACUGUCCAAGAAAUACUGGGAAGAUGGCAGCCGGCCCAACCUGCAGUCCUUCUUCGAGAGGGUCCAGAAGCGCUUCGCCUUCCGGAAAGUCCUCGGCGACAUCCAUACCACCCUGCUGUCGGCCGUCAUCCCCAAUGCAUUCCGGCUGGUCAAGCGGAAACCGCCAUCUUUCUUUGGGGCCUCCUUCCUCAUGGGCUCCCUGGGCGGGAUGGGCUACUUUGCCUACUGGUACCUCAAGAAAAAAUACAUCUAGAGCCAAGCUGGGCCUGGGCUCGGUGUCUGACUGUCGGUGUCUCUGUGCUGUGUGACCCCAGUGAGCUCUCAGUAAUGCACUGUCUCACGAACACUUGGACAGCCCCUCCCCGCCCCUUGUUCGGAGUAAUUCUAUUGUCAAUGUGAAAACAUUCCAUAGUUUAGAAGUAGACAUUGCCAAGGCCGUGAGUUGAAGCCACGGCUCUACUAAGGGAGAGAAAGAACAGAAACAAGACACGAAUGCCUUUUCUUUUGAUUCAAGGCCUCAAGAUGGAACUGUGGGGACUGGUUAGGAUCUGAGGUGAGUCCCAGGCCAUUUCACCCACCAGGGCCCAGAUUCUGGGAGGUGCUGGGGGCUCAGAGGGCCUGACCCCUCGCCUCCCCUUCCCUCUUGCCCAGGGAACUCUUCCACAGGACAAAGCCAACAUCAAGACUCAGCUGUUCUAAGUGGUACCCAUGGGUGGGGCUAGAGACCCGGAGACCCCAUGGGAGGCCCCCGAAGAUUGGAAGGGACUUCACUCUUCUCCUGGACAUGGACUGAGACAGCAGCGGCUCAAGCCAAGGCAGUGGCGCCCGGCUGCCAGGCCGUGACUAGGACCGAGCGAUGCCACAAGCACACCCUCAUUCCCCUCCUGAGGGGGUCAGUGAGUUCGGUUUGGCACCUCACCAGUGAUCCCCGAAGGCAGCAUCCGUCAUCUUCUUCCCACAGAGUUGAUCCCUCCCAGCCCCCGCCCCCAUGAGGUGGACUUCCAGCAAAAGCCAUGUUCGCCACCUUAGAAGGUCAGUCCUGGCCGGAGUGCAGGGGUGGGUGAGCCCUCAAGUCCCUCUCCUGGCCUCCGCCAGCGCCAUCUCCUUUAAUGUCCUUCAUUCCCAUCCCUCGUGGGGCACCUCCCGUGCCCCACCUUGCCACGCAGGGGGAUCUCUGCACCCGUGCUGCCGGCCCUGGUCUUGUCUCACUUUCCUGUGCCUUUUGCAUGUUGGGAGAGGGUCUGGAUGUCACUGCCGCUCAUGCUUAGAAACCACUGAAAGCCCCCAAUAAAGCAUCCAGGAGAAGCAUUUGCUUUCCGUUUGUAAACCCGUGUUGUCCAACUAGCUCUCACUUCCAAAGGCGGGGGUCAGAGCCAUAGCGACACGAGGUUCAGACCCGGUGCCCCACGAGCACUGGCAGGAGCUGGGCUCAGGCCUCAAGGUGCUCCAUGUGGGGGCAGUUUCUGGAGACUGCGAAGUACUGCCGUUGACAUAAGCCCUCAGCUGGACACAGUGCUUCUCAGUUUACGGGUCUGUUCACAGCCAUUCGCUCCUGUUAACCUGUAAAUGGACCUUCAGGGGACAUCCAGGGGACCUGCCCCAAAAAUUUCCCAGAGGGGGAAAAUAUGUUAAAAUGCCCAAGAACAUUAAACCAAAAAAGUAUAAUUU
Artibeus jamaicensis (Jamaican fruit-eating bat) is the source of this 3083-nucleotide messenger RNA. It is a transcript of the gene GDAP1L1, whose product is annotated as ganglioside induced differentiation associated protein 1 like 1. Lineage: Eukaryota; Metazoa; Chordata; Mammalia; Chiroptera; Phyllostomidae. The coding region runs from base 520 to 1668 and encodes 382 amino acids. The record is from RefSeq and is a predicted model, not a curated record. The transcript is spliced from 8 exons.